AUAGACCUUUGGGAGCGUGCUGCGCAACUGAGUGGCCACGCACAAGAGUAUGCACAAAGUGUCGUAACCAACGCUCUCGCAGCGCAUGGAGAAUACACCAACCAGCUUGUUCAUAUCAAGGACUCCGUCUCGCAGAUGCUCUCCGCCGCAGGUCAACUGAGGGCCGAAAUGAUUUCCGUAACAGAGAACAAGGAUAUCACAUUUCCUGCCGGUACGAUCGAAGGCACGACGCAAGAAAACACCAUUGCGGAUAUCUCAAACAGCAUCAACACGGUGAUUUCCGGCCUCCUCGAGGAUCUGUCUGCGGACCUCCCAGUGCCCGACCAUGCGUUGAGCCACAAGGAGCGAGAAGACCACGCUCGGAGGGUCUUUAUGAUGGCGGAAGACGCGAUUCGACAUCCUCACCUGGUCGAUAUUCUUCUCUGGCUUAUCACGAGAUGGCUCUUUCCGCAGAGCUGGCUUCUACGCCCUCUGCUUCGUCUGUUCGGAUUCGGUGCUCUUGGCCCUACGAAAGGUGCCGUUGCGGCUUGGGCGCAACAUUUCUUCUUCGGAGGGGUAGUGAAGAAGGGUAGU
This is a messenger RNA of Postia placenta MAD-698-R-SB12, 573 nucleotides long. RefSeq lists its product as hypothetical. The transcript has 3 exons. The annotation marks the transcript as partial. The record is from RefSeq and is a predicted model, not a curated record. Lineage: Eukaryota; Fungi; Basidiomycota; Agaricomycetes; Polyporales; Adustoporiaceae.